AUGGACUUCCUCCGUUCUCACAGCAGAAAGGGGAGAUCACGCUUCUCAAAAGCCCUACCGACCCCUCCGCCUCCAGAGACGGAUUCUUCUCCCAAGUCUAAACAGCUUCCCUCGAUUCCCCCCGUGCCUCCCGUGCCGUCCAAGAAGACCUUCGCCAUGUCGGACAAGCCGUUGCCACCGCCGCAAACCCUCAACCAGUCCCUCCCUCCCCUCCCUCCCCUCCAGACGAAAGCGUUACCGCCAGUACAUAUCUCUCGCCGGCCAGUCGCGAAGCAACCACCACCGCCGACGCCGUCAUCUCAGCCGCAGUCCACCUCCCCCGAAGACGAAAGAAACUCGAUCGGUAGCCUGCUGUCAGCUUAUUCGAGGAGCUCGGGCGAAUCCCUCAUCAUGUCGCCGGACGGAAGCGCCAGCCAGAGAGACUCGGCCCCGACAUACGCCUCUGAUCAGUAUGGAACGAGGGAACCAAAGAUCAUGCCGCCCACCUCGUUGUCGUCUGGUGACAAUGAACACCGCGGCGCACAAAAGUUCACGUCCAACAAGGGCCUGCCGCCUCACCCGGCAUACCGCGGCGAGCAAGGCCCGCCCCCUCCAGCCAAGCCGGCGCAGAGUUCGACUGUUGGCAGCCCGACGAGCGCCGUGUCAAGCUCAUCGCCGCAGCGACCGUUGUGGAGGAGGAGAUCUGUAAAAUCUGAUCGUAAUAUAGAAGUUCCCGAACUUCAACUGGCAGCCAGCCACGGGUCGACGGCCGCUUCGCAACCAAACACCGCGCAACCUUCAAACUCGCCCGCUCCCUUCUCGGCCCAGCAGCAACAGCAAUUCCCUGCUCGCAGCACGUCAAAUUUACCCGGCAGAAAUAUCCGACCCGUGCCCUCGCCAAACCCGGCAUCGGACGCAGGCAAUAUGGGCCAAGAGGUGUCGAGACUGAAGGGCAAGAUCUCGCACCUGCGCGACGGCCAGGAAGGCCCCAACCGGGGCGCGUCCCACAGCGACACGGCGCUCUCGCCGACCCAGCGCUUGCCCACCCCCGACUACGAGAAGGAGGACGUCAAGACGCAAGUUGUCGACAGAGUCGUGUCCCCCGUCUCGCCCGCUUCAUCCCCCGAGCCCGCGCGCGACCAAGCAAACAACGAGCCGAAGCCGCCGAUUCCUCGCAAGGCAGUCACUGCGCGCAACUUACACGCCGUCCACAGCCUACCUCAGUUGCGAACGGACGGGCCUGUCACCAGCAACGAAGCUCCUCCCACAAUCACGAGAGACUUCGCAGUGAGCCCCGUCAGUCCCCGUACUCAGAAGCAGCUGUCGCCUCGCUCCACACAAAACCAGCAACAGCAACAGAGAGGCCAAUGGCAGCACCCACCCCAGGACUACACCCCCUAUGCGCCUCAUGCGCCGGCACCCGGCCCCACGCAGGGCGAUCAGCGACCAGCCUCGCGAGACCAGCGCCCUCACCAGGAACCCGUCGAGUACCGCGAGCUCAAGGUCAAGGACCUGCCGCCCGCCGAUCCGCGCGCGUCCUACUUCCCCAUGCAGGGCUCCGAGCCCCCCAGUCCCGGCAUCGUCUUCAAGGCGCUGCCGCUCAAGGAAAGCAUGUUCGACUGCUACGUCAAGCACCGCGUCAUGGACCGUACCCGCAACCGCAACUACGCCCUUACCUGCCAGACUUGCGGCAAGGCCGACACGGAAGACCGCUACAAGUGCCAGUUCUGUUACGUCCGCAUGUGCGGCUCGUGCUUGCAGGUCUUCAACAGCAAUCGCAGGGACCUCAGGAAGCUCAUGGCACAUUUGGAAGGCAACCCGCACAGCGGCGGCUCGCAGGAGCGUCCUACUACAGCUGCAGGUAUUGAGCCGACCCAGAAGAUGGGUGAGCAGCACUACCAGAUGGCGUAG
Colletotrichum spaethianum is the source of this 1890-nucleotide messenger RNA. RefSeq lists its product as uncharacterized. Lineage: Eukaryota; Fungi; Ascomycota; Sordariomycetes; Glomerellales; Glomerellaceae. The record is from RefSeq and is a predicted model, not a curated record. Bases 1 to 1890 code for a protein of 629 amino acids. The transcript has a single exon.